Messenger RNA from Lytechinus variegatus (green sea urchin), 10047 nucleotides. Its product is annotated as kinesin-like protein KIF26B. Gene Ontology annotation, biological process: microtubule-based movement. The record is from RefSeq and is a predicted model, not a curated record. NCBI's taxonomy places the organism in Eukaryota, Metazoa, Echinodermata, Echinoidea, Temnopleuroida, Toxopneustidae. Gene Ontology annotation, molecular function: ATP binding; microtubule binding; microtubule motor activity. The transcript is spliced from 13 exons. Bases 266 to 6037 code for a protein of 1923 amino acids.
CUAUUGUCUGAACUCUCUCAUUGUGCUGGUGUUUUAUUUUCAUUAAGCGAAGCAGAGUGUUGGUUUAUUCAGUUCAGUCCUGAUUGCGAGACGAAACGGAACAAGUUUGGGAGUCCUCCUCAGACUCGGUGAUAUUGGCUUGAAACUUGUUUUCACUCCCUGGAAAGUUUCAGAAUAUGAAAAGUUGGACUAAUUAUUGAAAGGAUUUAAUCAACUUUGGAGGAUUCAUGUAGUGAGAGUGUUGAUGGUGGUAACCUUUUAGGUGAUGAUGGUUCGAUUCAUCCAGGAGUCUUUGCCAUCACUUGGAUCUUCAAUCAACGCCAUGGCUGCACAGAAGCUGAACCUGAGCUCCAAGAAGAAAAGGAAAGGGAGUCUGCCCACCAUGAACACCCCUGAGCCCCCCAUGAUGAUGAUGAUGCAGCCCCCAGAGCAACCCAUAUUUCCCACCAACUUCAGCAGCAUUAUCCUCAGGAACCCGCCUCCUGCGCCACCCUCCUUGCUUCGGAAUGUGAACAGGGUCAAAGAGAACCCAGGCAUAGGCAAGGUAAAGGUGAUGCUCCGAGUGAUACCAUCCAGUACCCCCAGUGAUACGGCUACUUUCGUCACAGUGGACACCAAGAAGAAGCAAGUCACACUCUUUGAUCCGUCCUUCCUGACCGGGCAUGUAUCUACAGCGGGUCGAAGGGCCGGUGUGGCUGCCCCCAAGAUGUUUGCCUUUGAUGCCGUCUUUCCCCAGGAUGCAUCACAGGCUGAGGUGUGUGCAGGCAGUGUGGCCGAUACCGUUCAGGCUGUAGUCAAUGGAGCGGAUGGUUGUCUAUUUUGCUAUGGUCAUGCCCAUUUGGGCAAGACAUAUACCAUGAUUGGUUCGGAUGAAUCUGUCCAAGGAAUAGGUGUCAUUCCUUGUGCCAUAGCGUGGCUCUUCAAACUAAUCAACGAAAAGAAAGAAAAGACAAGCACAAGGUUCUCAGUUCGUGUCUCCGCUGUGGAGGUGUAUGGGAAGCAAGAGAAUCUCAGAGAUCUUCUUAUUGAACAAGCAAAUGGGAGUAAUAAUGGGUGCGGCACAUCACCGGCUCUCUAUCUCCAGGAGGAUCCCAUCUGUGGGGUGCAGCUCCUGAAUCAGAACGAGCUCAGGGCACCCACUGCAGAGAAGGCAGCGUUCUACCUCGAUGCUGCCAUCGCUACUAGACUUACUAAAGGAAAGAAUGAGGAGGCACAUGACGGAAGAUACUCUCAUAUGCUCUUCACGCUUCACGUCUACCAGUAUCGCAUUGACAAGUCCGGCAAGGGUGGAGUGAUUGGUGGGCGGAGUCGUCUUCAUCUUAUAGACCUUGGGAGCGGCGAUCGGGGAGGGGGUAGAGCGGCUAACGGUGCUGCACUGUCAUUCUCGGCCCUCGGUAACGUCAUAUUAGCAGUCUUGAACGGGCAGAAGCAUAUACCCAAUAGGGAUAGCAUGCUAACAAGGCUGUUACGAGAGGCCAUGGGAAGUCUGUCGUGCAGGACGGUGAUGAUUGCACACGCUUCCGCCGCCAUUAACAACUAUGCAGAGACGCUAGGUACCAUUCAAAAUGCAUCCAGGAUCCACCGUAUGAGGAAGAAGAAAUCAAAGUACUCUGGAACUAGUUCAAGUGGUGGUGAGAGCUCCUGCGAUGAGGGUAGGAUAAGAAGACGUCGGUACGCACCUCCAGCGAACAACGGAGUCUGUGUAACAGAUGCUGUCAACCAGAGUGACCCGGAGUACAUCUCCAGCAGUGAACAAUCCUGCGAUACUGUCAUCUAUGUAGGACCGGAUGGAUGUCCUUUAAGUGAUAGAGAAUUAACAGACAAUGAAGGACCACCAACAUCACUUCCAAUCCUCAAGGGAUUGAGUUCAAGUGAGGAUGAUAGUAAAUGUGGAUCAUCGAGCGAUAAAGACAUUGAUGAGUUCCGAUGGGCCAAUGCCGAUUCUACAAAUGAGAUGUCAGGAAGAGACACAGAUACUGGCGGCAGUGAUGCCGAAUCAAGGACUACUAAAUCUCUAUUUGACAAAGGUGCUAGAUCUUCCAAAUUGCCAUCAAAGAGCUUGAUCCCAAAGCUGUCCUCGUCUCCCAAGAGAACAUGUUCAGAUGAAUCCAAAAGAGCGCCUCCGGUUCCACCCAAGAGAUCGGAUAGCACAAAGGAAUCAAGUUCGUUAAACAGGAAGAAAUCAGCCAAAGAUGGCUUCUCAAGUGGGAAAACUAAGGUGAAUGGACACUCUUCAGAAAAGAAACUGAAACAUGACCCGAAGGUCAAUGGAAUCUCUGGGCCUGACAGGCCGCAGAAUUUCCCAAGCAAUCUAAAACCUCCCGCUGCCAUACACAAACCCAAACCUCUUCCAAAACCAAAGCCAAUCACAGUACCAAGACCAAAAGCUUUCAUCUCAUGCUCUGACACAGAGGCUGAAAACUACAUGUCUCAAGAAAGGCGGAAUGUUGGAAGGUCGUUUCUGUUAGUGGAAGAUGAUGAUGAUGAUAUGGCAGAGGAGCUGAAUUGCAGGCCAACUGGAAAGUCUGCCUCGGAUGGGGAGUUGAAGGACAAUAGCACAAGUGAAGAUGAGCCUGAUGAGGAAGCACUAGCAGCAUUAGCUGGUAUGCCCCUGGUACCAAAUGGGCGUGGCAAUUUAUCUCCUGUCUUGGAAAUAGACGAUGCAGCUUCGGAGAAAGGUGAGGAAGGUCGGAUCAAAGCAAAUGGAGAUAUGGAGGAUGAUGGUGAUGAACUGACAGCAGCUUUGAGAAAUGCAGAUGCUGAUUUUACCACCCAGGCUGCCAAUCUUGCAGAGAACCCAGUUGUUGAGACACCUUCAGCAGUAGAUGUUUUGCCCCCUGCGCUGUCUCCAAGAGUAGAGAGGCUCCUGUCACCUACUGCUCUUAAGAAGGCUGGUAUUGAUGCAGAAUGUUUGAUGAGGACCAUUCAUUCUUUAGAGGGUCUGUCUGAACUUUUGGACAAACCAAUCUCAGAGAUUUCAGAAGAUGACAUAUCAUCAUUAGCAUGCUCUGAGCAGGACACCUUGAGCUAUGUAUCAAGGGACACAGAAGAUGUUACUUCAGUUACUGACAUGUCAAUUGAUGACCUUCCUAUGGGGUCAGAAGCAAUGUGCUGCAUAAAGGAACUUGGAAGAAGGUCUCUGGAUUCUUACUCUGAGAACUUUUCUAUUAGUUUCAACGGAGCUAGUGUGGAUGCAUGCCUUAAUGAACCUCUCCUGUUGUUAGGCCAUGACGACAGACACAAACUAGGACUUGGUAACUAUGUCUACUCAGAUGAUGAGUCAGAGAUCGCUGAUGGGUCAAAUCGUCCACGGCGGUCAGAGCGUCAAUCAGAAAAGGACACAUUUGAAUCUAUGUCGAUGGCUUCACGAGAUAUUGAGGCCAUUAAGCAACUCUAUGUCAUAUCGAAUAUGAGCAAUGAAAAUUUAUCAAUUGAUGAUGAUAUGUCAGAAGUUCAAGUGCCCAAUCUGUCAUUUGGUGAAUCCUUCUUGCAGGAUGAGCCGUCUGUAGUCACUUACAUGACGAUCAAUAAUGAUGAACAGGUAGUAAUGAGGGAAAAGCAUUUGACUCUUGAUGAUCUUGAUCAUCCAUUGAGGAGACUCAGCUGCAUUAGUGAUGCCACAGAUGCCACCUUCAGUACAGCCUCCCGUCCAGCCAGCUUUGCAGAUCAGGAUGAUAUUACCCUUAUUGGUGACUGCAAUGAUGAGGACUCUAAAAAUGAACCUACCUCACCCAAUACCAUCAAUCUCAUUAACAGCUUACAGAAUCUCCACAUGGAUGGCAUGAAGCACAGUAAUGGUUUCAUCAGACCACAGUGGUAUCAGAAUAGUCAUAAUGGAAACACGGCACAAGAGACAGGAAGAACGGGAUACACUCCUUCAUCUUCCGAGACCUCGCCUGUGUGGCUUAGAAUGAACAUUCCAGUCUCUUCAUCGGCAGAGCAGAAAGGCAAACAAGGUCAGUCCUGUAGUGGAGUACCAAAGAGUGGCUGCUCAAACAGAGUGGUCUCCCAUCUAGACACCAAUGCCAUUCUUCCAAAUGGAAUACGACAAGCCCUUCCAACUCGUUUGCUGACUGAAGUCUUGAGUAAUUCAAGCCCAGCGUCUUUCUAUAAUAGUCCUCAGCAUCAGGCCACUGUUCAUUCAGUCCAAGCCCGGAGUGUCUCACUCUCCCAGCAACCUUCUCCUCAUGUUCUAAGUGCUGCAAUCCAAAGUGCUAAACAUCAGAUGGCUGUGAAACAAGACAUGCCAAAGAUCCACUGUUUAGCUGAUCUGGAGAAGUUGUAUGGCAUUGAUAUCCGCAAGCCUGACGGUGCGGCUACGGAAGAUGUGAAAAGCGAGCCUAUCCCUUUGGAUCACCAUGUAUUUGAUGGAGGCAAAGGAUGUGAUAUUUCUAGCAUGGAGCGUCCUCCUGCAAUUGGUGCCUGCUCUGCACCUCCCUUUGAGGUAGAAAUGAAUCCAUGUUUCUCACAAGAGUAUGAUGAUGCACUGCUGUCUGGUGAGGUUAAGGAGACAAUUGCCAUGGUGCAUCAGCCUCCAAAAGUAACUGUAAGCGAGGCUAGGACUAAGAAACUUGCAACAAGGAAAGAGAGUUUACAAUCAGAGGCCAGCAGUGUAUCAAAGAGUAGUGAUUUAACUGUUCAGAGCUGUCCAGUGAGUAGAUUACCACAACCAAGUCAUCAUGGGACACCAUCCAAAGGCUCCGCAGUUUCCAAAACGUCUUCCCGCACUGGCAAGCCUCCAACCAAAUCCAGGGAAGAGAACCAUUCAGGAAACAAGAGUGCACCUACGUCUUCCAAAAAGACUGCACAAACAAGUAGGAUACCCCAGAAACCUCAGGCAAACACUCGCAGUCAAACCCCCAAAUCAAGUGCCCUCCCUGUCCGGAAAUCCCUUAGCAAGUCAGCACCAUCACUUUCCAGGACAAACCAAACCUCAGCAAAGAUUCCUGUCACGACCGUCACAUCGGUCGAUGGCACUUCUGAUCCACCCCCUAACAUGCGCAAUGCGAACAACAACAUAGCCCAACUUCAACCUGGUAGUCGACUAACAAACUCCUCUGACAGCAGCAACGAUAGCGGUAUAGCUUCCAGUGAGAACGUCACCAACUCCAAACCUGCUAUUCUCUCACCAUACUCCACUGUCACAAAGCCAAGGACGACCAAGAGUUCCAGCAGCGGACACGGUAGCGACAACAGCAGCACCUUCAGUGACAGUGUCCCUGCUACCAAAGGCAUCCGGAGGGUGCACGGCGCCAGUGGAACCAGUAGUGGUUAUGAGAGUAUGCUGAGGGAUAGUGAGAAUACAGCUAGCUGUUCUUCUGCUCAUGACUCGCUGAGUGAAGGAUCCUGUGGAAGGGUGAAAGGCAGCAAACUACCAAGAAAGAAGUUUGGAGGUGCGAGGAGAAGUCGUAGCGUUCCCCGAUCCUCGGCUUCUGAUUGUGGCCCAUCUACAGGCAGCAGCAAGUCAAGUCGCUGGAAAGACCUUCCCCCUCGACCCAUCUUACCCAACGAAGAAGGUGUGGAACUCAAGGUCUAUGAGGUUGAUGACCCUCAUCGUAUCCAGCAACAAAGACCAGAGACGAUCAAGGAUACCGGUGUUAUUAACACUAAAUCACCUAGUAAAUCAGCCAGUAAAUCACCUAGUAGAUCACCUAAAAAAGCCUGUGACACUAACACCUUGGCUAGCACUGGGUCUAAUGGUGCUCCACCCAAACCAGAGAGAUAUGAGAGAGCAGGCAGGCCAGAGACUUGUGAGGAAGCAAGCGGCUCCUCAUCCCUGAGCCGUCACCACGAGUUGCGGGCUCAACUGGCCCUGGCCGAGGCCCAGCUCCAGGAGGGCCAGAGCCAGUGCCCCUUUGAGCUCCACGUUCUGGAAGAAGUGGAGUCCCAGUUCGGGGAGCUCACCCCUUCGCCCAUGGAGGAAGAGACAGCCCGCCUGGAAGAGCGAUUGAUCAACUGUCGAGCUCAUCUGGCCAUGAUCAAGUGCCUCAACCUCCUCUGUUGCUCACCGAAGAGACACAAGCCCAGUCCAACUUAGACAGCGCAGAGGCUCAUAAAGAAGAGCCGUCAGAUGGCCAUAGCGAACAAUGUUCCGGUUCAGCGCAGGAGUUAUGUUCACUGAAGAAACAGGAACCUAGUCCAACUUAGGCAACAAGGGGGCUGUUAAAAUGGGGAUGUCACAUUGCCAGAAUGAACAAUGUUCCAGUUCUGCCCAGGAGUGAGUGAUGCUCACCAAAAGAGACACAAACCCAGUCCAAAUUAGAUAGCUCAGAGGCUCUUAAAGAAGGGAUGUCAGAUUGCCAGAAUGAACAUCGUUCCAGCUCAACGUAGGAGUGAAGCAACGACUGACUUUCUUAGACAUACUUCAUUACUGCUAACUGGAGAGACACAAACCCAGUCCAACUUGGACAGCACAGAGUCUCUUAAAGAAGGGAUGUCUGAUUGCCGGAACGAACAAUUUUCCAGUUCUGUCCUGGAGUGCUGCUCACCGAAGGGACACAAACCCAGUCCAACUUAGAUAGCACAGAGGCUCUUCAAGAAGGGUUGCCAGAUUUGGGUGUCAGAUUGCCAUAACGAACAACAUUCCAGUUUUCUGCGCAGGAGUGAUGCCAUGACUGUCCUUCAAAGACUGUCCUUCCAAAGACACAAUCACGAUUGGAUGAUGCAAACCAAAUGCUUCGAUAUUUCAUUUCUGAAGCUACCAAAUUUGAUAAAAAUUUGCUGCUGUGACAUGGAGCUCAUAUUUGCUGAAAGCUUUUAUUAAGAUGAAUUUUCAUAUUAAUCUUUUGUCUUUGGUUUGCUACCAGAAGUCAAGAGAACUUGGACCAACCCUGAUUAGUUGAAGAAAGGUUAAAAGAAAGAAAGAAAAUAGAUGAAUUUGGUUAAUGAGUAUUCCAGUUCUUGUGUGAGGGAGGAAAAUGUUAUGUUCGUUUGAUGCCUCUUUUCUUAGAACUCAUUUAUAAGCUAAGCCAGAUAAAAGAAUUAAAAUGAAUCCAGAGAAGUGUAGGGUACCUUAAUGACUGUGGCUUCUACUGCUUUCUCGCUUGGGGUAUUUCACGGCCACUUAGCAGGUAUCCCAUUGUUUCGUCAAUGUGGGAAAUGAAGGAUUGCAAGGGAAAAGAUGAUGAGUUGGAUUCUCACCAGAAGCUGCAGCGUGACAUGGCCAAGACUCGUGCUAACUCUCCACAUGCUGCUAUUGCCAGUUUGCACCAAAUGAUACAUAUGAAUCACAUUGAGCUGCAAUUCAUCCGGCAUGCUAAGCGUUAAGGUAUUAAAUCCACGAAUGGAACAUGGAUAGAGAGCAUUGAAGAAAAUCCCAAAGAGCCUUUAACUUUCGUUAUGUAUCUAAUACUUUAUAUUCUGACUUAGAACGUCUGGGUAUUAGAAAACUUGAGAAUGAUAAGUAUUUGCUUGGAACCCCCCCCCCCUUGGUUUGGGACUUUCAAAGAAUGGCAUAUAGAUAAAAGGUUGUCUAUCUCCAAGGUAUUUGUCUUACCAGCCUCGCCAUCUGUUUUAUCGAGUCUCCAAAAACUAAGUUAUAGAAUAUCACACUACAAGAGGGUUUUCGAAAAAUUAGUAUUAGUUUGCUGGAAAAGGCAUAAUCCUUUGGAUUUUCAAAGAAUGGCAAAAGGAAUAAAGGAUGUUUAUCUCCAAUAUAUUUGUGUUAUUUCUCACAUUAAGUGCAAGUGUCGUAUUAAAUCAAACUAAGUAUGCCACUGUCACAAAAGGUUAUUUUUGUUGACAACUUCAUUUCAUUUCAAUAAUGGAAAUAUGGUGCUGUCUUUUUAUACAAUCUUUGCAAGUUUUCUAGCAUUGUUGGUAUAAACUAAUUACAAGUGGGUUGUUUUGUUUUGUUUUUCAAAUGAAUGGCAAUUCUACAUCAUGUUGCAUAUAUAGCUAGAUUGUACUUUUCUCAUUAUAGACAAAUAAAACAAAUCAUAGGCCUGUUUAUGGAAUAUAUUGUAUUGAAUAGUUAUUAAUAGCCUAUCAUUCAGCCCUUCGUCUCUCCCCACAUGUGUUGUAGCACCCAUAGGCAUCUCUGCUUUUAUGGUAAGCCAUAUGAAACAAAGCUUGUCAAAAUUGAUUUUUUCCCCUUCCCCUGUUUUUGUACAGUCCAGAAAUGCCAUUGGUUCUUUUCAUACAAAUUAUAUUUGUAUUUAUGAAAUGUACAUAGUUAUACAUAUUUCAUCUAUUUAUCAUUUCCAUGACAAUAUCACCAUAACAUAAGUCAUUUUCAAGGAAUGUAUUGAUAUUAUUUCCUGUUGAUUUCUUUACCAUUAAAUUUUCUGUCUAUGAAUGUGUUCUUAAUCAUUUAUGGCACGUUAUAUCAAAUUUGUAAGCAAUGGGAUGUAAUAGUAUUCUAGUGUUUCACCAUUUUUUUUUCCAAGACUGUCCCAUGAAUUUUAGUUUGAGAAUUAUUAGAGACCAGUAUUGCAUGCACAUGACUUGCCUUCUAUAUCUCUUGCAAGUGCAGUGAGAGAAUUUAUUUUGUAGAUAGAAAUAUUGUCUUGUAUAUAAAUCAGAUGAAAAAAAAGAUAUUCAGGCAACUUGGACUAGAUUUUUCUAUUCUCUUUUGGCACAUUCUAUGCAUUUAUACACAAGGAUAUAAUUUCUAUCGUUGAAUCAGCAAAUACAAGAUGAAAUGAUCUUUAUUAUAUAUACAAUUUAAUGUCUUUGGAAUCCCAAAUGCGGGGAUUGGUGAAAAAGCUAAUUUAAUGAAAUCUGAUAUGUGUAAAGAACAUUAUUUCAGAACAAAUUGACUGAUUAUUUGGUUUUAUGUGUAGUGAACAUCAAUUAUGAGAUAAUUGCUGAUACUUUCGAGAUGAUUAGGUUUGGAGAGGUAUAUAGAAAUAUAGAAUAUACAUUUAGAAAUGUCUCACAGAUGUAUUUAAAAAAUUCUGUACAGCAAGUCUUUCAUGCUUUCACAUCUAACGUAUGAUAAUUAAGGAGAUGAUGAAAAAAAAGGUCAAAAUUUUUUUCAUCUUGUCAUGUAAAGGAUUUUUGUACACACCAAAUUUUGAGUUCCCUGUUUAAUCAGUCUGUAAUUGAUAAAAUGAAAAAAAUAUAUAUGAUGUCGAACAGUUUACUAGGUUUAAGUACUAUUCCACUGAAAGACAGAAGUUUGUGUGUGUAUGUUUGUGUGUGUGGUUUGUGUGUCGUUAAGGUAUAGAGUGACAUGUUAUGCUGCUCGUUACGGUACCUACAUCUCACGAGGCUGGCUGAAAGUUUGAUUUGAAUUACAGUAGUUCAAAAGAAAAAAAGACAAAAAACAGCCACAGUGUCUUGGAUAGACAGCCACUUGCUGCAUGAUUUGUGUACCAGGGGGCUGUUUCACAAAACAAAGUGUGACUUGGAGUCGCGCUUAAAUUCCCAGAUGCGUGUGGUUUAAAAAGGCAUUACCGCAAUAAAUAAUAAUAUAGGAUUUGUAUAGCGCACGUAUCCACCUUGCUAGGUGCUCAAGGCGCUCCUGUAUGGUCAAAUCAUGUUCAGAGGUCACGCACUACUGCGUAUUUAUCAAUAAUUAUGUGCGUUACAUAUCGUUAUGUCAUCAUUUUUAAGUACGAUUCUAAGUCACACUUUACUCUUUGUGAAACCCCCCCUGUUUUUUAAAAAUUUGUUUACAUAUUGAAUGUAUGUACGUAUGAAUGUCAGUCUACCCCUUUAUUUAUUACCAGUGAAAAAGAAAAUGCAAGAUAUUUUAGCACAUUAGAAUGUAAAUACCAAUCUUGUAGAAAUAAGAAAUAAGAGAAAUCCUAAAUCUUGUAUAGUUAUAAAAUCAUGAAGACAGAAGAGAAUUUUAUGUGCAGUAAUCGUCUAUGGCAAGGCAGAAUUUAAUUCAUGUUUUACUAUGACAAAAGUUCACAAAGAGGCAAGAGGAGAAUGAUGAUUAUACGAGGUAGGCAUUUUAAUAUGUUUUGAUUAGAUUAUAUUUGCAAUAUGAUUUAUUAGAAUGUGUAUCACGUUCGUUUUUGCAAAUGCAAAAAGGCGGAAAGAUGGAACUUUUGUGUGUACAAACUUGUGUGGCAGUGGUCGGUUAUUAAAUUCCAC